GCCAUGACCCGAGCGAUCAUCCUAAACCUUGUUCAGAAGGCAGGCGGACUCGUACCAAACGCCCAGGAAACUUCGGGAACAAGCACGGCUUGGCAGGUCCUUUUCUCGCAGGGAUACAGGAGGAACGCGGUGACAGUGCUGCCACUGCAGAGCGGCCCGCCCACCCCCGCUCCUGCUUCCCUCACCUUCCUCCCAAAAACUGAGUCUCAGUCCGAGCAGGCAGUGCCUCGGACUCGAGGCAUAGACAUGCUUUACUCAGACUCAUCGAGACAGCAUAAACAAACUCCGGAGCAGGAGCGAGCGCUGCCGAGCAUCGCCGUCCCGGGAAUACGCCUCGGCUGCCCGGGCAACCGAGCGGUGCCAGGCGGAAACGCUCAAAGUUGUUCUGGCGUUUCAGACCCGCGGUACCAGCGGGGCAGCCGUGCUGCGCAACGAACUGCGGCGGGCGGUGCGUGUGCGCGAGAUCAGAGCACGGGGAGAACUCGGAGUGGUGCUCGGAGUGGGUGGAGUGCAGUCCAGAGACGGCGUCCCUCGUCCCCCGAGGAUUCUGCUCUGCAUCUCUCCGGCUGCGGAACCCUCGUGCUGUGGUGCCGAGCAGUCAAGCCCAGCCCGUGAAGAUGCUGAAAAUGAGUUUGUAACCCGGGGGUUGUUCUGGAGGGAAUUGCAACAGCAUUGUGUCAGGAAAGAGGAUGCGGGGGCGUGUCAAAGCGUGUAUUUUACAGUCCAUAAAAAGUAGAAGGAAGGCUUAUUAGUGUUAAAUUGUUACUAAAUGAACAGACCAAAGGCUGAACGUUAACACGAAGGGAAAGUUUCGCACUGCUGAGAAGCAGAAAUUCAUUACUCCUGGACCCUCAUUGUUACAUUUACAAAGCUCAUCAUGGGCCGCAGGGCUGGUACGUGAUAAUCCAAUGCUUUGAGAAUUAGUAAGGUAUUUAAAUUGUGAUAUAGCCCACUGAUGGAUGAACUGUAUUAUUAGCUAUUUCAUUGACUGACUGACUAUACUUACAAGAACUGUUUGCCUUAUUCCAGGAUAUGAGGUGCCUAAAGGAUAGAAUAAGCUCCCAAGAUAAUAGAAUAACAAAACUGAAACACAUUAGUGGAAGAUACCAACUACUAAAGUAAAAUGACUCAAAAGUGUUUUAAUGGCAUAAGUUUCUACACAAAAGGCAGCAUUGACAGAACAAGGAGUAAUAGUUAAAAUAACAAACAAUUUAUAAUGACCUUUUUUUAGGAGCUCAUGAUUUUUUUAAAAAAAACCUCAUGGUUUUGACAGAAAUUGUACAGGCUGGCCUGAUUGAAAGCAGUGCUGUUGUUGGUACUAUAGUAGAUUUGGAGAUGGCUGUUUGACUUAGUUUGGUGGACAAGAAAACAAUCUUUUCUUCUAGAUAAAAAAAUCCCAUAACCUUUUUUGUUUUUGAAACAUCAGGAGGCCAAAAGUCUCACACUUGGCAAUGGUAGAGUCUGAUGAGGCAUAUCCCUCAUGUGAAAGCCAAAUUGUACUUUGUUUCAGAACUAAGGGGACAAAGCCUUGCAUGUUUGAGGGCAAUUGCACCAAAAUAUCAAGAUACCAUAUUUGUGCCAUCAUGCUGCCAUCCAGCCUCAGCUUUUCCACAGCUUUGAGUUACAGCUGAAGCACCUCAGGAGUCCUGGCAGUGAAAACGAGCACCUGAUAGCCAACAGCUGUGUCAGCCUCCUCUAGCUCUUGGGGCAGUGAGCCUGGGACUGGAGCAAACCGUGUUGUAUCAAAUCAAAGUUAAUGCUGUCAUCUUACAAAUCUGAGCCAAGGUGUCUGUAUUGUUUAGGGUCCAUGCUCUCGGUUCACUUGGCUGACAGCAAGAGCCCUGUGUUACUGAGAAACUUUUCUGGAAGAAUUGGGUAUUUGGUAUAAUCCCAGCUGCUUUGAGUGUGCUGGUGUAUAAUGCACUGUAAAUGUUUCCAGCAACAUAAAAACAUUUUGAAAUUAAGAUCAAUUUUAUUGUAUUGCAGGCUGCUAUUGCACAGUCUGUUCUCUUCAGCUGAUCACUAAUGCUACUCUUUGACCUGCAAUUCAAGAGCACAGUUUCCAUGUCCUGUCUUUCUCAGUAUUUAAACUCAGCUCAUUUUUGUGUUCCUUUAGUGUCAAUAUCUGCUCUAUUUCCAGUCCUGUGUGCUUAGUCUCAUCAACUAUUGAGCUAAUACAUUGUUUGUAACAGAAAAUCAAGGUAUUUUCCUUUUGCACCAGUAAAACUAAUAAAGAUGUAAACUCUUUUCUCACACUGCAAUCUCUAGCAUAACAGCAUGACAAAGUCAGCUCUGUUUAUGAAGUGUUCACCACCUUCAGCUGAAACCUUUUCCCUCCAGUUCUAUUGUAUGUGUUCUGGCAGUGUGGGGUGAUCCCUAGUGGAGGACUAAGCCAUUCUAAAGUUGACAGCAUCACAUGCAGAAAUGUUCAUUUGCACAUCACCUAAAAUACGACUUCAAGACAAACCACCAUUGUAUAAUAUCUGCCCACAUGCUUAAUGUUGUAUAAUUAUUUCCAGUACACUGAGUAUCAUGUAUAAUUACUUCAAAUACACUUAAGAGGAAAAAAAGCUUCUCUGAACAUACAGGCAGUACUUUGGAUGAUGUUACUGGUUUACUCUGUACCCAUAUCCCCAGCCCCAAGGCUAACUACCUUUUCUGAAUGGUUCAAAGGAAAUAGUUGAGGGGAAAGGCUGGUGUACCUGUAAUUUGGUAGGUUGAUUGGAGGAGAAUAUGUGACUUGCAACUUGCACAGCAAGGAGCUGUUUGACACGUUCCUGUCAUUCUCCACAGAGGAUAAGUCACUUUUUGUUUUGUAUAGCUGCAAAGCUAUUCAAAUCAGCUGCCACUAAAUCUAAAUAGAGUAGCUUGGCUCUUUGAGAAUAUACCCACUGGGAGAGAUGAAAGAUAUGUAGACUCAUAGGUGAGGCCACUCCUACAGAAUCCUUUCUUUUGCUGGCUGUCAUUAAAAGCAAUAAGUAACGAGGAGACGUCUUGUGAUGAGGCUGUUAUUAGAAGGAAGAAAGAAAGAUUUGUUUUACUUCAUGAAUCAUCUGCAAAAAAAUUUUAAAGCAGCUUUGUUCAAGGUAAUUUUUGAGCUGGCAUUGCUGUAUUUGGGUUAUUCUCUGAGUGAAAUGAAAAGACUUCAAAUGAAACAGUCAUAUUCCAAAGUUUUUAAAUUGUAUGUUUGGUAGAAAUUUUAUUUUUUUUUUUACCAAAUAUUUUUAUGCUUCCAGGUCUAUAAUUUAUGAUAGGCACUUGUGUCCAGUAUAAUUGACUCAGGUGAGCAGCAGAUGCAGUAUCUGCUUCCUUUUGAGUGAGGAGGCCUCCAGACAUUUCCUGAGGCACUGGAGAGACCUGUGCUCAGUCAGUUAUUUCUUGAUGCAGAAAGUCUUGCUGACUAGCAACUUGGAUUAAAUGAUCUCUCUGGGGAGUGAAGGAAGUCAGGACACUGAAAAUAUUCAAGUGAAGGAUCUUCUGAUGUGUCUUCCAGUUAAAGUCUUGCUGCUAUGCAUUGAGGAAUAUGACUAAUGGGGACUUAUUCUGGUGUAACUAAUAAUACUUUUUCCUCUCCAAGCCAACUUCUCAAUUAGUGUAUGAGAGACACGGGUGUGGCUUGUCAGUACUGCUUUAAAAUUUCUUUUUCUUGCUGUUGCCUGAUGUAGAAAUGACUGUAGUAGCAUGAGUCUAAGUGGUUAUUUCUAGGAAUUAUUUUGUGAAUUGUUAUUUAUAAUCGUUGGUUUUGAGGGUUGGAGGUUUUUUCUUCAGUAAGGAUGAAUUGUGCAUUUCAUUCUAUAAAGUUUCAUGCAUUUAUGUAAAAAGUGAAUAUAAUCAUGUUGUUUCACCACUUUGGUCUUUAUUAGCAUGUUCCUUUUGCAAGGAACUUGAACUUCUCAUUUCUGAGUAGCCCACAUAUUUUUUGCUGUGUCUGUGGACAGGACACAAUUAUGGUGCCUUGUCUGACUUGGGCAUACCUAAUGGUGCCCUGAAUGCUGCUGGCAGUAAUAGCAGUUGUAGUGUGUGAAUUACCCUGCACAGUGCUGAGCUGCUCCCUCUCAGAGUGCUCUGGCAUGGUGACUGAUGCCCAUUGCAUCCUCUUCACCUUUUUGUCCUGCCACCACCAGUUCCCUUGGAAGUGCACUCUCCUGCCAAUUCAGCUGUCACUGUGUCCAAACCUGUCCUAAAGAGGCUCUUUGAUGACAUGCACAACAUAGAAAGAAUUUCAAAGAAAGCAAGAACUUCCAAAUUGCUUUCCAGUUUAUUUUCUUUCCAGCAUCUUUUAAGAUGAAGACCCUUUAUUAUAGGAUUAUCUUUAUAGUCUUUUUCAUAGGCUGACCUGUGGGUUUUUUUUUUCCUUAGUAGAUACCUGUGUAAAAUAAAAGAAGGCCAGGUGCUUGAUAGCAAAGCUGAUGGCUUCCUCCUCAUCCUCUCUGCAUGUUGAGUUGUUCAUUCACUGUGAGUAUCACAAGCAGUGAAAUUCUUCUUUAGACAUCAGAAAAACAGUGGCUGAGUGCAAAGUCCUUCCAAAAACUCUGUUGAUAUUUAAGCUUUACAAAAGCCUGAAUUGUGAGUGUUCAUCUUAACAAAGCAACUGAGAGCUCCUUGGUUACUUGAGUUCCCACCACAGGCAGGAGUGUAGGUGUGUGCACUUUUUUUGCACACAUGUAUCCUCUUGAAGGACAACACGCCUAAAAGUCCUAAUUCCAUCAUCAACAUCUCCUGAAAAGAAUGCACAAACCCACAAAUAUUAGUUAAAUGUGGAUUGGAGCAUUCAAAGGUUAGUAAGUUAGUUGAAAAGCAGAAUAAAUAAAUAAUAUUUUUCUCUUUAGCAACUGUCUCAUCUUUCCUGCCACACUCAAACGGUAGAAUAUUUUUUAUGUAAAGUUUAGCAGCUAAGAAUAAAGUCCUGAUCCUUAGUGAAAAAAAUAGUAGAAUUCCUAAGUAAGAUGCAUUAGUAGCAGUUUUUAUAUUUUUUUAAAUAUCAGUUUUCAGUCUCCAGUUUUUUUACAGGCUGGGAAAUAAAAGCAGAGCCAGUGAGCUGCACUGCCAGGUAAGAGUUGGAAACCAAACCAUGCUUCCCAUUACCAAAUUCCCCAAGGUUCCAUUGUUCUAGUAUUUGAGGGUUAUAGAAAAUAACUGCCUGGUUUCUCUCUAUGCCUGUAAAUGAUUAUAGGCCUCACAUUUCUAACCUCUCCUAAUUCUGCCAGUAACAGCAGUACAGCCUCCAUGUGGUUACCCAGUUGUUCACAUCUGUAACUUCUUUAAUCUUUGUCCAAAUUCCAAUUUCUGCCAAAGAAUGCAUCAGGCAGCAAGAUAAGACUCGGGAAAUGUAACCCUUGCCCCAAAUAACCUGUCAUGAACUGUAAUGUUUUAUCACAAGAACUGUACUUUGCACAGUUGUGUAAAAGAGCAAUCAUCUGCUUGCCAAACCUGCAGCUCUCCCACGCUCUGUGGUGCUGACACCAGGAUUCCCAGGUUUUGCCUGUGGGAUUCCUGCUGCCUGCUGGUUCUUUCCAAAGCCAUGGCUCUUGGGUAGCAGCACCAAGGCAGCACUGUUGGGUUUGUGCCCUGCACAGAUCCAUGCUUGGGACAAGGCAGAGGAGGCUGCAAGGUUCCCUCAGUGCAGGCUGUGGGGGCAUACAGCAGCAGAGCAAGAAGGAAGAACAGCAGAUACAGCCAAAAAAUUCUGUGCUUAAAAUAAUUCACUCUAAUGCUGGUUAUAACCUCCCUUUUAGUGUAUGCACAUGUGCAGGUUUUAGUCAUGUGGAUCACCCCCUGAGAAACCUUUGUUCUUCUCAAAUUUCUCAUGACUCCAGUGUGCUUUAAUCUUCUUUUUCAUCAGAGCUGUGUAAUUCUGUGGCACUCCACCAAGGAAAAGUCUUUAACUAUGUCAUGAAAGAGUUGUUCAAAAUCCCAAGUAGAAACCUGUGUAUUACUACAUGUAACAGAAGAUUGAAUUUAUUAAUAAGCCUAAACAUGUUCCAGGCAUCUUGAGUGAAAAAUGCUGUUAGCUAGCUCAGCAAAUAUUAGUGGGGCUGAACUGCCAAUUUGCAAAUAGAACUGGCUAUAUCAAGAAAGAUAACAUUGGCCUUCCAUUUAAUAGUUCGGGUAUUUGAAUAAUUUUACAUUCCAUUUUUAUCUUUCUUUGGCAGCUUGUAUUUCUGGAGAGAGCUUCAGGUACUGAGAAAUGGGUGGAAUAUAAGCUGAAUAGGUCUGCAUUUUCCCAGUGAGAAACUGAGUUAUGUGAGGGAACAGCUCCUGGCUGCUGUCUCCCUGCUGCUUCCACAUGGUGCAUAAACAGCACUGUUGGAAGUAGCUAUAUAUCAUGGGCUGCAGGGUCUUUGGUGGUCUCACCACACUUGUUUCUCAGCCUUUGUUGCUGAAAGAUUCAGUCCUAAAUGACCCAGGAGGUUGUUGAUAGAUAAGGGAUAGAUUCUCAGAGACAAAGAUGCUACAACUAAACAGGCAUGUGCAGCUCUCAAGGGAUAGCUAAGUGCUUUGGAAACACCUCAGUAGAUACUACUGGACAUUUUAGGCCUCUAAACAUACUUAAAAGGUAGCUUUCUCUUGGAGUGCUUUUUGUUCACCUUAUCACAUUAUUGCUCAAUCCUUUGAGCCAGGCUAUAUAAUUACUGUCAGGCUGCAGAUGGCUAUUAGGAGAAGCCUGCAGGACACAUAACAAAGAAUUAAAGUGUCUGCAGCAAAGCUCCACAGGUAAAGUUACACGUUUGGACUUGAGAUUUUCUGACAGCUCAUUUCCACUUAAGAGGUUCUGUGCCCUUCUCCCUGUCCUCCUUUUGCCUUGGCCUACGUCCCCUUACAUGCACUGGCUUGUGUUUUCUGACCCUGCACCAAGCCAAUUCUAAUUACUGGAAUUGAGAAGAAUAUUAAACUGGAAAAAAGGUGAAUCAUUUGUGAUAGCAUAUGGAGUUGACUCAAAGCAUGAAUGUACUGAUGAGCACAGAGAUAAUGCAAAGGAUGUGACUGGAUCUGGGUCUAGGCAAGGGAAGUGGAGAAAAAUGAAGCAAGAGCUUUACAGCAAUGGAAAUGUGGUUAAUGUUCUUUGUGGUGAAGUGCCACUACUCCUGAAUAACAGAUGGCCAAAUUCUGUUAAUGCACAGUCCAGCAUCAUCCUGCAUAUAUAUGUUAUCCUUGUUCUUAUGGUUUUGCUUUUCACAGCGUGGAUCUCAGUGGAUAAAGCUGGGACUGCAGUGUGGCAGAUCAAUGAGACACACCAGCAACAAGGUUUUGCUCUGAGAGAGGGUGGUCAAUAGUAGUGGCACAUUUUAAGCUUGCCCCUCAGCUCUCUCCAGGUGAUGAUGUCUCUUGCCAGCUCCAUGGGCUGAAGGUAGGCUUUCUUUCUCCUUUUUUUUUUCCCCUCAUUUUUUAGCUGUUUUUCCCCCUAUCAUAAAUUCUAGAAACAGAUCAGCUUUCCAUCUUCCUCUCAAAAAUCUGUAGAAAAGCAAGACAGUAAAUAAGUAAAUGGCAAUGAAACAUACUGGCCAUGAAAGAUUUGGCAUAAUUCAGUUGGAGGAAAAGGAGGAAAGUUAAUGGUUGGCAGCAAUUAGUAAUCUCUCCAGCAUUUCAAACUUUUUUCCAGAUUAACUGAAGACAUUUUCUGGUUUUGUUGAAGUGAAAGACAAUAUUUCCAUUGGCAACAGUUGGGGCGGUUUUAAUCCUUUAAGUUUUGAACCAUCCUGUUUUUCAAUCUAAAAUAAUAAAGUACAAUAUUCUUUUCAAA
Melospiza melodia melodia is the source of this 7741-nucleotide messenger RNA. RefSeq lists its product as uncharacterized. The transcript is spliced from 2 exons. The coding region runs from base 4 to 615 and encodes 203 amino acids. The record is from RefSeq and is a predicted model, not a curated record. Lineage: Eukaryota; Metazoa; Chordata; Aves; Passeriformes; Passerellidae.